CUCUGAUCGGGAUAGGGCAGGUGGAGGGAUCGAUCCAUACCUACGAAGAUGAUUCCUUCAAGGAGGUCGGAAAUGCCUUCCUUCUUUCCGGCGGAAGCGAGGGAAUCGUUGCCUCUGGCGGUGGCAACUCCUUUAUUCGCAAAGGAGACCACCUCGCAUACCGCAUCAUUGCUGAACUCUUGAGUGACGAUGAAGUUUAGAUGGCAUUGUUGAUUAAUCCACAUGCCUUUUGACAAGAAGGAACGGAAUUAUGGGAGUACAAAUGAGGAUUUGCAGUCUUCUCCAAUCCAAUCCUUUUGAUAAUACUUGAGGAGAUCAAAUUCUUCUGACUUGUACAGUUGAUGAUUGCAUUGAAUUUACACUUGAUUGGAAUGCGUAGGGUGAAAGCUCCUUUUGGAUGCCGAGAUUGGAGACCAGCUCUUAUAUAUCCCCUCAACAUAGCCAUUAAUGAUAGACUUGAGUCUGAAUGUUGAACUUGUUUCUUAUUUGAUUCAAGAUUUAAGAAUAUUACAUUCUGGAGAACAAAUGAGGCAGCAGAACUGCAUUCAAGCAUGGAGCACAGCACAGGAUUGGUCCAAGCUAUAAUAUUUGAAGCUGCUGACCGGGAUAAUAUAGGUGGAUCUGCUUAUGGUGGUCAAAGAUCCAUUUGUUGCACUCCUGAUCUUGCCAAGCUUGAGGGCUGCAAACAAGGGUAUGUUAUAAGGCGACCAUCAUCUGUAAAUCCUGAAUGGCCUGUUGUAAUAAAUACAUAUUUCAGUGCUAAUUUAUUAUAUGCACCAAUGGAUGACCGAGAUGUUUACAUAACAAAGACAGGAAUGUACAACUUGUUCUUUAUCUCCUGUGACCCUAAGCUUAGAGAUCUUACAAUGGCUGGAAUGGCAUAUUGGAAGAAUCCUGAUGGUUAUUUGCCAGGAAGGAUGGCCCCUUUGAUGAACUUCUACAUAUUCAUGUCAGUUGCAUAUCUCCUACUUGGCAUCAUCUGGUUCUCUCAAUAUAUGAGGUUUUGGAAGGAUAUAUUGCCAUUGCAAAACUGGAUAACCCUAGUUAUUGCUCUUGGCUUGUUUGAAAUGACGCUUUGGUACUUUGAGUAUCUGAAUUUCAAUAGCACAGGUGCAAGGCCUGUUGGUAUUACAACGUGGGUAGUCACUGUUGGAGCUGUGAGGAAAACAGUUUCCCGUUUGCUUCUAUUGUCUGUGUCAAUGGGAUAUGGGGUUGUGCGGCCAACACUCGGUGGUCUUACUUCUAAGGUGCUUUUACUUGGCGUGACUUACUUUUUGGCAUCGGAGUUGCUAGAUAUUACAGAAAAUGUUGGAACAAUUAAUGAUAUUUCAGGCAAAACAAGGCUCUUUCUAGUGCUUCCCGAUGCUUUUUUGGAUGCUUUUCUAAUUCUCUGGAUUUUUACAUCUCUUUCUCGAACGCUGGAAAAGCUACAGGCAAGGAGGAGUUCCGUGAAGUUGGAAAUAUAUAGGAAAUUUACAAAUGCAUUGGCAGUUUGUGUAAUUGCUUCUGUUGCUUGGAUAGCAUAUGAGGUUUAUUUCAAAGCAACAGACCCAUUCAGCGAAAGGUGGCAGAGUGCAUGGAUUAUCACCGCCUUCUGGGACAUCCUUUCUUUUGCACUCCUCUGUGUCUUGUGCUAUCUCUGGGGACCAUCUCAAAGCUCUCAAAGAUACGCCUAUUCAGGCGAAGCAGAUGCUGAUGAUGAAGAAGCUCAAUCCUUAACAAAAGGAAUGGCAGAUGGAAAUAUUGGCCUGACUAAAGUAGAAAAGAAAGAAAGAAAUGACGAUGAUGACGAUGAUGAUGCUUAUGAUAUUGAAGCUGAGGUUGAAGAGGACAAGAGAGAGUAAUGAAUGCUGCUGCCUUCGAUUCUUUGCACUCUUUAUUUUGUUCUUUUUUUUUUUUUUCAUUUUUGUGGUUCUUUUGCAUUCAAAGCCAUUAUCAUGAAGGAUAUUAGGAGAAGAUUUACAGUUUCUUCUGUCUGUAUAUAAGAUUGUUCAAAAGCAUAGUUACGGAGUUUUUCUUGUCAUGUUUGGAAGUU
Messenger RNA from Dendrobium catenatum, 2035 nucleotides. Its product is annotated as transmembrane protein 87B. Lineage: Eukaryota; Viridiplantae; Streptophyta; Magnoliopsida; Asparagales; Orchidaceae. Bases 552 to 1844 code for a protein of 430 amino acids. The record is from RefSeq and is a predicted model, not a curated record. The transcript is spliced from 6 exons. Gene Ontology annotation, biological process: transport. Gene Ontology annotation, cellular component: Golgi apparatus; membrane.